Messenger RNA from Drosophila yakuba, 915 nucleotides. RefSeq names its product putative riboflavin kinase (gene Rfk). Gene Ontology annotation, molecular function: riboflavin kinase activity. The record is from RefSeq and is a predicted model, not a curated record. Lineage: Eukaryota; Metazoa; Arthropoda; Insecta; Diptera; Drosophilidae. Gene Ontology annotation, cellular component: mitochondrion. The transcript is spliced from 3 exons. Gene Ontology annotation, biological process: FMN biosynthetic process; riboflavin biosynthetic process. Bases 93 to 704 code for a protein of 203 amino acids.
UCUUAAACAGGUUGGCAGCCCGUCGGCAACAGCUGAUCAAUUGUAUGAAUGCGGUAAAUUUUUCUGUGUGUUUAUGAAUAUUAUGUCGAUCAAUGGGACGAGGAAUAGUUAUACUCGAUAAACUAGCUCGCAGCGCAUUGCGGUCGCAAAAAAUACCGCAAAUCAACCACCCGUUGACCUGUGAGAUUCAUUUCAAGAGGCAGCGCAGCACAUCUGGGACAAAGUCCAAGGAAAUCCGGGAAAUGCUGAGCCAACUGCCUCUCUUCGCUGGGGGCGAGAUUGUCCGAGGCUUCGGACGCGGCUCUAAAGAGCUGGGCAUCCCGACAGCUAACUUUCCGCUGGAGGUGGUGAAAUCGCUGCCGGAAUCGCUGCCCACUGGCGCUUACUACGGCUGGGCGAACGUGGAUAAUGGACCUGUGCACAAGAUGGUUCUCAGCGUCGGCUGGAAUCCCUUCUAUAACAACAAAGAGAAGAGCGUGGAAACGCACAUGCUGCACGAUUUCAACUGCGACCUAUACGGGCAGAUACUUAAGAUAUGCAUUGUGGGGUACCUGCGACCAGAGCGCAGUUUUGACUCCCUGGAGGCUCUAAUUGCCGCUAUCCGGCUGGACAUUGAGCAGGCCAAGGCGUUCCUUGACGAGGCAGACAAGGGCAAGCUGAAGGAGGCUCCAUUCUUUAGCGAGAAGCUCAUCUCGCCGAAAUAGCGAUAUCAUAGGACAGUCUGGAAAAGGAGGCUUCGCUGAUAGACGUACUACUAAUUUUCGCUCGGCUUGUGCCUCGAAAUAGUUAUUCCAUCAGUUAUCUUAUCACUCUACUUGCAUGAUGUACAAAGCGGAAUUCGAAUACCGAAUUAAGUACUUAAGCUAACCGUUUUCAUUAAAUUCAGACUCAUCAUGAUGACACCAACAAAUUCAA